Danaus chrysippus (African queen) is the source of this 753-nucleotide messenger RNA. Lineage: Eukaryota; Metazoa; Arthropoda; Insecta; Lepidoptera; Nymphalidae. The record is from the annotation of a GenBank genome assembly.
AUGUUGUUAUCAAAAGCAAUCGUAUAUAGGAAACAUAACUUUUCAAGAAUGAAUUUUCUACUGAACUGCAUAAAAAGACUUAAAAGUUCACAACAAUGGUUGAGUCGUCAGAAAGCUGAUCCAUAUGUAGAAAAAGCAAAGAUGUGUAAUUACAGAUGUCGUAGUGCUUUUAAACUAAUUGAAAUGAAUGAAAAGGCAAAUAUACUGCAUCCUGGUCAAAGCGUGAUAGACCUCGGAGCUUCACCCGGUUCAUGGACACAAGUGGCAGUUCAGAAAACAAAUGCUGACGGCGCUGAUUCCUCAAAACCGAAAGGGACAGUUCUAGCUAUAGAUAAACUACAAAUAUUCCCAAUCGAGGGAGCUACAAUAAUGAGUAACAUGGAUUUCUCAACUAUUGAAGCUCAUGACAAAGUUUUAAAAGCUCUUAAUGGGAAGAAAGUGGAUUUGGUUCUAUCAGAUAUGGCACCAAGUGCAACAGGAGUCAGAGAACUGGACAAAGACCGCAUAAUAGGUUUAUGUUACAUGGCAAUAAGAUUUGCGGCAUUAGUUACAAGAAUUGAUGGUAACUUGCUAUUCAAAGUAUGGGACGGUAAAGAAGUGCCCAUACUAGAAAUGGAUUUAGAGAGAUUCUAUAAACAUAUAAAAAUUAUGAAACCCAAUGCGAGUAGGUCAGACUCAUCAGAAAAAUUUAUACUCGCCAGAGGUUUUAAGGGAAUACAAAAACCUAUAGAAAAUAGCUGCUAUAAUUCUUGA